Messenger RNA from Amoebophrya sp. A25, 4657 nucleotides. Lineage: Eukaryota; Dinophyceae; Syndiniales; Amoebophryaceae. The record is from the annotation of a GenBank genome assembly.
CAAGCAUGAAAAUAUCACACAAGAAGUGACUUCUUUUUAGUCUUGAAGAAAGACGAUAGAAUGUCCUCGUCUUCGAAGUCUGCUCUUGCCUCCACAUCGUCAAGAAUGAAGCUUCACCUUCUGGAGCAAGUCAUUCGUCUGCCUCUGCUCUACUUGCUUUCUACCGCACCAAGCUUCGUGAGAAGUGCGUGUCCUGGAAAUGGCGAUGCUGGAAAGUGUAUCGAAGAAGCCUACGAUCCCGUCUUUUCGAACUACGGAGGCAACCGUAAUGCCGCGUCUCAUCUCUGGGUACUAGCACAUCCCGCUUGUUUUUCCCCAAAGCCAUAUCCAAAUUCGGCACUUGCAAAUUAUUCCAUUGCUGAAAUUGGAACAGCACCAUCUCCUUCUGUUCCAUUUCCAUUUGAUUUUUACCCAUAAGGCCGAUGAUCAAACUAUCAGGGACUAUGUACUUAUCUUGGACCACUUAGGAACAGGAGCUGAUAGCCGAAAGCUUCUCAACCUCCUCAACAAGUUCGUUAAAUCAAUGCCUUACACUCUUUGGCUUUAAAGUUUCUUUACAUACAUUUACAUACCCCCAUACCUCAACCUCUUGCUCUAGCUCUUCACCUUGAUGUUUUCCAGUUCGCCCACCUCUCGCAACUGUACGAAGCUGGCACAGUCAACAAGACUCGAUUUCUAGAACUCAGUCGGAACUAUUGCGCAGUUUCCGGUAGUCCUCUGAGCGGAGGUGGCGCCGAACUGGAGUGGACUAGUGUUAUGACUUCCCCUAAUCCAUGUCUAUACUAGGGACGAUCCCUCAGCCGCAAUCUUCUUCUUGUUUCUUGAAUUUUUGUAGAAUACCUAAGAGAAAAGGCGUGUCAAAUUGAUUCCGCGCGCAAGGGUUCUGGGUUGCGUGGGCUGCUUCGGUCUUUGUUCCUCUCCGUCAUCUCGACGGCGGCCGCCAAACGGCGGGCGUUCCGUGCCUCAGUCGCUUCUUUUUGUUUUCUCUUAAGUUUCUACUCUGCCUGUGGCUGUGCUGUUACCAAGGAGGGGUCGCCCAAGGGGCGGCCCCGGUUUCUUGUUUCUACAAUAGGGGCGAUCCUAUCAGCCACAGGGGUCUCCCUAUAUAAGGGAAUAUUCUUGCGGGAUCUCCACAGGGAUGAGCUAGGGAUAGCUCUAAUACGGGAGAAACAGUGGCGAGAAACAAGCUAAUGAAAGUAGACGGGAGUUUGGCAAUGAGUGGCUUCACACAUCAUUGCUGCUCACCAUGUAAAUGCGACAUGGCGACGUAUGUUAAGGCUCCGGAUCAGCGUCGGCCUUUAUCGCUCAAUUGAGUAGACCCAGACUCAAAUGCAACAUAUUAUUUUGUGAUUAUAGAGAGUGAGACUGAGAGAGUUUCUAGAUGAGAAGACCUCCAGGGCAGAUGGACGACAUGCGGCGCCUAUAGAAGUUGGCGGAUCCUAAUAUAAAUUUAAAUGGCCACUAGUAGUUUACUUUUUUACCUAUAAUGCUCAUGCUGUAGCUUCAAAUAUUGACUUUCUUCUUUUUUGGUUCUUUCACAGUUAGGUUGGCUCCGCCACUGGUAUAGAGUUACUUUUGGCGAAUCUCGACCGAGAAUUACAGAUGAAAAUCCUAUACCGCUAAUCUCUUCCGCGUAGACACAGCUACGGUAAAAGGAGAAACGAUGAACGUCCUGGUCAUACGAGACCCCUGUAACGCAAAAAAAGUACCUGCAAGCACGAUUUGUGCAACAAGUAGAGAGGCAGAGGCUGCUGUUAUGUUGGAUAGAUACUUUGGUCAUUAUAGAUGUUUUUUCAUGGUGAUUGGAAGAAAAAAUGCUGAUACACUUACCGUUUUCCUCAACUGUUGCUGCUGAUGAAGAUGAUGUCGCUGAAGAUCGAGAAUGCAACGCACACGUAGAUUCUAGCGGAAAAUUCAGGACGAGGACCGAGGACCGUAAAUUCUCUAAAAGUACCUAUACAGAAAGAGCAGCUGCAACGACUGAGGCCUCAGGCGUCUCCCUGGCGUCAGUAUCCUCUCAGACGUCCUCCCAAGAUGAUGAUACUUCUGUGCCUGCUCGCGCUUCUGAUGAAAAAGGCGGUCCCCAAAAGCGAAGUCUUGUUAAACAAUGGAGAAAGUCAGAGUUACCAUCUGCAACCACCAGACGUCGCGUCAGUACUGGCUCCGGAGACCUGACCUGCAGCGAGAUCUUCACCUCUUUGCAAGGAGAAGCACCAGCUAUUCGAUGUGAUACCGCAAACAAUAACAAACUGAAAGGCGCAAAAUUUUCGGAUAGUGGACAUCCGAUCAUUGGAGUGCUUUUUCCCACGCAAAUGCGAGGCACUCCAGCUGGAGGGCAAUACACAGCAGCGCAAUGGGAUCAGGAAGCAGGAUGUGAAGAAUAUGGAAAAUACAGGGAAAAGAUCGAUUGAAUUGUAUCUUCAUCUUGUUCAGAUUUUUACUAUAGUAGUGGUACAGGUACUAAUUUAGUGUGCUUUUAAUAUAGGACCUCGCACUCGAACUCGUUUUCACACAUUAUAGCUACUCACUCAUUGUCAUUUGAUAGUUGUCAAUACUUAACGUUUCUAGACGCAGACGUAGACCGAGACAUGAUUCUUAAGUAGAUUCUGCACCCUUCAUCCCCCACGUACGUCAUCUGCCAAUGGCCAGUGCGCGGCGACUGGUAUGGGAACGAUCUUUAUUCAAGCGGCUUGUCUCGGCUUUUCCGGUGUCACGGAUACACAAGGCUGGAGUAAACCUGAAGAAUGCAACAGCCAGUUCCUUUGCCAACAGGGUGUGCAAUUCACUUCUAGUCUCGUAGAAACUGGAAGUAGAACGAGUACACGUGGAAGAACAAGUGGUCUUGGCACAUCUUCUUCCCAUACUAUGGCCAGUUUCGCACACACUGGCAGAAAGCAUGACGUUUUUCGUAGUACGCCUGCAAGGGCAGGUGCGCUUCUGAGAGGACGAUCGACAGGAGACGACCGUUCUUUCAUAGAGAUUGCGUCAAGUUUUUUGGAAAAUGUCAAACACAAAAUCGUCGAUUCGUCCUCGUCUUCGUUCUCUUCUGGUACUACUGGGACUGAGAUGCCGAUGAAUAUGAAUGGUGUUAAGGAAGAACAACAAAGCGCUGCAAGUAGUGGAGGAGGCUCAUCUUCCAAAGCCACUAGCGCCAACUCUGGUCAGCAUGAUCCAACUGCAACUGCUACGCCCGAUGGCGGUUGGGAAUUCAUCCUUAUGGGUCAAGCUACUCCCUAGUCGGGCUCAGGCCUAUUCAAAUAAGUAGAGGAUCAAAGAAGUCGUGCAACUGCAAGCAGGAAUCUUCUUCUCCGUAGAUUAAGUAGGCUGCUCUAACAUUUGUCGACGUAUGGCCGGUUUGGAUACUUAUAGUUAUAUCCGUCGACAAUUGGGUUUCGGAGGUUCCGCAACGACUACCACAACAACUCUGUUAAUCGAGCUUCCGACGGGUUGCGGUCCAAGAGAUAAGCGCUGCUUUAACCUGUUUAAAGCCACAACAGAACACGCAGUCAAGCAGCGCAUAGUAGAACUCAGUAUUGGAGCAGGAGGAAAUCAUGGAAGUAGCGAUACCGCUAGAUUCAACAUCGAUGACUACAACACAUUCGACAUUUUACCUCUAGGUAAAGAGGUGCAGAAGUACUUUCACUCGCAGGCAGCUUUUUCUUCCUCAUCCUUGGCUCCUGGUGAACAUCAGAAAAUCAGCGGUCCUCUCAGCGACCAUGACGGAACUACCUCUUCCCCAUCUUUAGAAGCCUCAUUUCCAUCUGCCUACAUCCUCCUGGCCAUGCUGUUGAUUACGGCGGUGGCAGUACGCAGGGUCUGGUCGUCUGGUGCGCGUAUGCUAAGUAAGAACAACAGAGGUCGUGGAGCAAUAACCUCACAAAGCAACAUAGAAGAAGAUGCUAUGCAGACCACAACCACAUCAAAUCAGACGAAUACUACUAGAGUUUCUUGCGACUCAUCCAUAGACAGCGGAUCAUCAGUCGGGAGUGAGGGUCAAGGGCGGAGGAGCUUUCGAACGCUGAUUGGGGCGAGGCCGUAAGUGGGUUUUUCGAACACGCGGUCACAGUAUGUUUUUUUGUAGAAAGAAAACUGAAAUAUUUAUAGGAAUAACCAUCAGAAAUAUUUCGGAAAAAGAUAAAUUGAUCAUGGUAUUUCGUUUGGAGGGAUCAUAUGUACAAUUUCACUCUUUUUUUUCGUCAAACAUCAAAUAAAAGCAAUGCACAUAGUCCGUGUAGAUCUAGUAGAGCAGUGAAGCUGAGAAGUAGUUGUUGCUUUUUUGAAGAUCAUUCCUUCAUCCAUGUGGUUCUUUGUACAAAACUCGUUGGGAUAGAAGUCAGAGAUGCUGGUAAACGUCAACCUUUUACCCGAUAUCGUGUGCCGUAGCCGUUAUCUCUGUAAUAUAGAUUUAGAUACAUAAUCAGAAAUAAAUUCUCGAGAAGAACCUCCGAUCGUCCUUGAGGACCUCUUUUUCCAAGAAAUAUCUAUAUCACCCGUAUACAGUUAUCCCGUACAACAGUCCCGCGAUGAGAAGUACUAGAAACCGAAGCAGAUUGAGUAACCUGAUUGUUCACUGUCAGGGAAGAACUACACCACGCAACAGGAUGCACUCUCGUGCUUCACUUCAUUUUCGAUGCUGGAUCUUCUCAUAACUUCCGAC